CAAAGAGUGGGAUGCUGAUGGUUGAAGGAUGGAUACAAAGCCAAAAUCAUCUUAUAAAUAGACUAUGCGGACUUCGUAAAAAUGUACCUCGGUCGUGCAAAAAAGACGAUUGAUCAAUGUGAUCAGAAAGAAUUCGAAGAUAAGAAAAGAAAACACUUAGAACGUGAGAAAAUAGGUAAAAAUGAAGAUAUUACAGCCAACGGCGAAGACUUUAAACCGGACGAGUUACCGGAUGGUGCGUGUUUUCGGCUUAAAUCUGUCAGCAUGGGACCUGAAGAUUCUACUACUGCCAUUAGAAAGGCAGAGUACAUCGGUUCAUUCUCUGUGAAUGGGGAGGAUCAAUCAACCAGGACAGAGUUUGUUCAACAUCAGCUGGCGAAUAUGCAUAAAGUGGAGAAGAGCAAGAAAGUUCUGCUGGUAAUUUCCCUGUCUGGAGUGAAAGUUUGCAGCAGCUCAGGGGAGAGUGUGUACAUGGCUCAUGCUCUCAAACGGAUCUCCUACGCGGCCUGUGACCCGGAGCACUGCCAGUUUGCAUUCCUGGCGAGGGAACCGAAGGGACACAUCAAGAUACAGUUCUGCCAUGCAUUCAUCACGCAGACACCAGAGGAGGCUGAAGAACUGAAUACGAUCAUCGGCAAUGCGUUUAAGAUGGCAUACGCCAAACAGAAGACGAGCCAGCAGCCGACAUUCAACGAGCUUAUAGAGCGUCAGCUGGCCGAGCAGCGCGCCAAGUUUGACUCAUACCAGGAGCAGGCCUCGCGCGCGCUCGCGCAGCGACUCAAUGAGAUCGCUACUCCCACUGCGGCUCAGCGCAUGGAGAUGCGGCGCCAGUCAAGCGCUGAUGACCUUUUGACCUCUGGGCCGAGUACACCAGCGACGUCUGAGAAGGACUAUAUUUUGGAGAAAACCAAAGUUUGGGCCAAGCAUGCGGCUGACAAGGUCCAGCACUGGUCUCCAGCAAAACAUUUCCCCAUCCAAAGUGAUGCCCCUACAUUCAGCAGUUCCUCAAGGGUAUCAAACCACCAACAGCAGACAGCUUCAUCAUCAACAGCGACAGCAUCGCCACAACAUAGCAAUGCACUGAGACGAUCAGACCCCUCCUAUUCCAUGACAAAACGCAACUCCAAUCCUGUUCAGCUGACGCCAACAAAACAGAGUGCGUCAACCUCACCGAAGAGAAACUCCACUCCACCCCUGUCAUCGCUGCACAAUUUUCAAGUGGUGACGAUUCGGGAAUCGUUGGAAAAUAAUGUGAACAAUUCCAACAGGUUCAAAGGGUCACCGGUGACGGCCCUGAAAGAUGAGAUUGAUAGGAGGUUUUCUACGAGUGGAGGCCUAGGGAAUCUUGGGACCCUUGAUUCGGGGCUGGGGUGGGGUCUUCUUGAUCAGCUGGAUGGUGGGUCCCAGCACACAUCACCUCAGCAUCAGCAUCACUAUGGCAACAUGGACCUGAGCUUGACCCCAAGCCCAUUGAGGAUGCAGAACCGUCCCCUACCUGCCAUCCCCGCUGAUCCGCUGUCCGUGGACUUCGUGGACCAUCGCGCCAGUCCGAAGCUCCGUAACUGGACCAGCAUAGAUGAUGAGAUUAUUCAAAACCAGUCUAGAUCCUCCGGGCAGUCUAGACUCAGAGACAGUCCAAAACGGCGACCGCAAAGACCACGAAGUGAGGUGAUCUUUGACUCGAAGUUUACGGCUAUUUCCGAGAACGGGUUCGACCAGACUGGUGUGUAUAUAUAUGGCUAUAAGCCACACAGUGAUACUUUUCAGAACGGCUCAGACCAGUAUAAUUUCGGUCAAAGUAAUGCGCACAAUACUCAAAGAACCAGCCCACACAUUUCGCCUCAUAAGAUGCCUAUGCAAGGGAACCAGCAAAGGGAGACAACUGUGCAGUAUUCAGUUAGGAAAGACAACUGUGACAAGGCUUGUUCCUCCCCCAAGGAAGGCUAUUCGGUGCAUUCAGGGUAUGACAACAUGCGCAGUGUGACAAAUGGGAAGGUCUCCUCUCCCCUACACUUUCAGAAUCACACCACUGGUGAGCCAGUAGAAGGAGUUUGUAGCACACCGAAGAAGGAGAAGAGAAGUGGGUUGGAGUCCCUGAUGGGUCUUGACAGGAGCCACAUAGAGGACGAGACACUACGCAAUGCCUUGUGGUACCAGGCCGGUAUACCCAGGGAUGUUGCCCUGGAGAUCCUAUCCCAGGAAGACAUCGGCUCCUUCAUUGUGCGAGACAGCUCCACCCAUCCAGGCUGUUUUGCCCUCUCCGUGCGGGUGCCGAAGUUCUCCAACCCAUCCGGAAUCUCACACUAUCUUAUUAUGAAGACUGCAGACGGUGUUAAGUUAAAGGGCCUGGACAAGGAGUGGUCCAAUGUGGUAUCGCUGGUGACGCACCACAGCAUCAUGGCGGAGAUGUUACCCUGUACGCUGAAGGUGCCGCGUGACACGACCAACCCUGCCUUCAAGAACUGUGAUAAGGACGACAAGGAGGAGGACCCGGACUACCAAAGGCUUGCAGACUUUUCUUCCAUGAUGGAGGCCUUGAAAGAGUGACCUCGGACAAAAAAGACAUUUAAACGCAACUUUAAGAAGUUAAGGCAACUUCGGAAAGUGGAGCACCUUGAAAUUGUGUCCUUUGGAAAAAUUGAACUUGAAAUGGUGACCUUGAAACUGGAAAUGAGAAACUUUUAGCUUUGAAAAUAACUGACCUUCAUGCUUUGUUCCGAAAACAUGGUCAUUGAGAAAGUGACUGUGGAGGCUAUGUCCUUUUGGUUUUGUCCUUGACUGUGAGAUUUGGCCCCUUAAAACAGUAACCUUGAAAUAGGUACUUGAAGGAGUGACAUUCAAAGAGCAGCCUUGAAACUUGGGGCUUCAGGCCUUUACAGAAUGACAUUUAAAUAGUCACAUUUGAAGGGAUAGUCUUGAAAAUGAACCCUGAAAAAAUGAUAUUCAACAAAUAAUUUGGAGACGUAGAUCUUAAAGUGGUUAACACUGCAUAAGUGACUCUGUGAAAAAGGGGCUUCAUUAGUGACAGGGAAAAUGAGGCAUCAAGAUUUGAAAUCCAAUUCACAUGAAGAUACACAAAAUUCGUUUGAUGAAAAGUUGUGUCAGUGGAAAUUCAAUGUCAUAAGAAAUUAAUUGAUAAUUAGCCUUAAUAUUGAAUUUAGGCAUCGGAAAACGUACCAAAGAACAUGUGAUAUCUGCCAACAGCUUGCUUUUAUAGACUUAAGUCAAGGGAGAAAACUGUUAAUUAUUCAAUCAUUAAAGGGAAGUAAUGUGAAUACAGAUUUAACUGUGCAGUGCUUGCAUAAGCUCCCUUGAACCAAGUGUAGAUAACUGGUCUGUGAUAUUCGUUGCACAAAACUUACGAGUCAGAUUUCGAGAGCAUGGAGGAUUUCUCGUCUAAAAAAUAUAGUAUUUAGCAAAUUUUUGGAGGCAACAAUCUCUUAAAUGUGGUUGAACUGACAUUUUGAGAUGAAAAUGUUAAUUGAUGAUUGCUUUGCAUGUUAUAUUGUGCAAAAUUAGUCUUCAUGAUUGAAUGACUUAAGUGGUUAAAAAAUAAACAUACUGUAGGUUUGUCUUAGAAGCACUUUUUAUAUUCAUACAUAAUAUAAUGUAUUGAAUACUUGUGUUAGAAGUCGAAGAUCAAUUAUAUUUUGUCAGUCAUUAUAUCAGUGUAAUUGCUUUCAAGCAAUACCAGUAUUUGUUGUUUGACAUGUCAAUAGAAAUAUUUAUGUAUUGUGUAUUCUAGUCAAAACGUCUUUGCAUAUAUGUUCAAUAAAUAUUUAAUGUUUGUAUAAGGGUUGCCAUCAUUAAAUGUAUAUACGUUGUAUAAACAUUGUACGAAGAUAUCAUGCAGAUUGUAUUUGUUUUAAACAUGGCAUAUCAUUAAAAAAAAAUUACAAGUUAAUAUAUUUGUUAAGUAGUUAUCUAGGGGGAUUAAACCAUGGGGUGGGUUUAAAGGAUUCUAUAGAAGUUUAUUUGUAGUAAAUCUUCAGAUAUAGUGUACUGCCACAUCGCCGUUCAUUGAAAAUGUUUUUGUAAAUUAAACUAUUAAAUUUACCAUUGACAUUGCAUAGUAUUUUACUGUCGCACAAAUAUGCCACUGUUACGUUUACCUUGUUAGGGUUAUUUAGGAAGAAUAAAACUGAUGUUUUUGAGAUUGUUAGUUUCAUUGUUGCUGUGAAUAUUAAUUUCGUUACAUAGCAUUGAUUACAAUUCAUGGUUUAAUGAUUUUAGUUUGAGUUUGGAAUGGACUAUAAAUUUUGAAGAGUUGGAAAAGAAUUUGUGGUUAUUAAUUCAAAUAGUUGAUUUUAAUUAUGCUUAUUUUAUCACAAACAUUGGUUUUGGCAGUCAAAUAUGAAAUCUUUUUUUAGCUGAUAAUUAUUUGAGUUUUGUUGUUGUUAUUUUUUAUAACAAGAUAGCAACAUUUUUUUCAGUUGAAUGUCCAAGAUAAAUAAGCAUAUUUACAUCCAUAAUUACAUCUACAGGUAUUAUCCAGUUUUGUAAUGUGAAGCAAUUCUUAGAACAAACCUAACAUUGUUUGUGGAAAGACGUCAGCAUUUAAAGCCAGUGCCAUUUUCAAACAUUCAUAUAUUAUAAACUGCCUUAUGCAUUUUCAGUUUUAUGUUUUUAGCAUUUUUCAUUAAGGUAUAACAACAUUCAUUGUAAUUUCGUUUGUCAUCAAAGUUUAAACAUGUUUUUGUGUUUUUAGCAUCGAUUUUAUGUUGUGGAUUAUUUGUUUGAAGGUUGUUUUAUUUUGCAUUAGUUGACCAUCAGUUGUUCUUGCCCACAAAUAAAGUGUAAAGUAUUA
This is a messenger RNA of Dreissena polymorpha, 4807 nucleotides long. RefSeq lists its product as uncharacterized. The transcript is spliced from 10 exons. The record is from RefSeq and is a predicted model, not a curated record. The coding region runs from base 82 to 2547 and encodes 821 amino acids. Lineage: Eukaryota; Metazoa; Mollusca; Bivalvia; Myida; Dreissenidae.